UUGUAUUGGAUCUCAUUAGAUUAUUAAACUGUCCAUAAAGUACACAAAUAAAUAGGUAACUUGACUUGUCAAUGAUACAAUUAUAUUUAGGAAAAAAAAUGUGUACAAAUAGAAUACAAAUAAAAAUCCUGACAAUAAAAAAUAUUUUUUUUUGGGAAAACCACUGUUUUAUUGGAUCUACUUAUAUUGGUAUUAAACUGUGCAUGUUGUAUAUUAGUAAAUAAGUAGCUUAACUUUUGAAUGAUAAAAAUGUUUUUAGAAAAAAAAAUGUUUACAAAUAAAAUAACAAAUAAAAAUCUAAUACAGAAAUAAACAUACUGACAAUAAUCAUAUUUUUUGGGGAAAACUACUGUUGUAUUGGAUCUUAUUAGAUUGUUAUUAAAGUGUCCAUAAUGUACAUGAAUAAACAAGUACCGUGAAUUGUCAAUGAUACAAUUAUAUUUAGAAAAACAUAUGUGUACAAGUAUAAUACAAAUAUAAUACAUAAAUAAAAAAAUCCCAACAAUAAAAAAUAUUUUUUUGGAGAAAACCACUGUUGUAUUGGAUCUACUUAUAUUGGUGUUAAACUGUGCAUGUUGUAUAUUAGUAAAUAAGUCGCUUGACUUUUGAAUGAUAAAAAGGUAUUUAGAAUUUUUUUUUUUUUUUACAAAUAAAAUAAACAAAAAAAAAUAUAAUACAAAAAUAAAAAUACCGAGAAACAUAUUUUUGGGGAAACUACUGUUGUAUUGGAUAUCAUUAGAUCGUUAUUAAACUGUCCAUAAUGUACAUGAAUAAACAAGUACCGUGAAUUGUCAAUGAUACAUUUAUAUUUUGGGAAAAAAAAGUGUACAAAUAAUAUACAAAUAUAAUACAUAAAUAAAAAAAAUCCUGACAAUACAUUUUUUGGGGGGCGGGGGCCACUGUUGUAUUGGAUCUACUUACAUUGGUAUUAAACUGUGCAUGUUGGUAUAUUAGUAAAUAAGUAGCUUCACUUUUCAAUGAUAAAAAUGUAUUUAGAAAUUAUUUUUUGUACAAAUAAAAUAACUUUAAAAAAUAAAUAAAAAUACUGACAAUAAACAUAUUUUUUUGGGGAAAACUACUGUUGUAUUGGAUCUCAUUAGAUUGUUAUUAAACUGUCCAUAAUUUACAUGAAUAAACAAGUACCGUGGAUUGUCAAUGAUACAAUUAUAUUUAGAAAAAAAAAAUUUGUACAAAUAAAAUACAAAUACAUACAUAAAAAAAUCCUGACAAUAAAAACAUGUUUGAGGGAGAAAACCACUGUUGCAUUGGCUCUACUUAGAUUGGUAUUAAACUGUCCAUGUUGUAUAUUAGUAAAAAAGUAACUUGACUUUUGAAUGAUAAAAAGGUAUUUAGAAAAAAAAAAAAUGUUUACAAAUAAAAAAAAUCUAAUACAAAAAUAAAAAUAGACAAUAAACAUAUUUUUUGGGGAAAAACUACUGUUGUAUUGGAUCUCAUUAGAUUAUUAAACUGUCCAUAAUGUACAUCAAUAAAUAGGUAACUGGACUUGUCAAUGAUUGUCAUUUAUAAUAUUAAAAAUGUUUACAAAUGAAUUAAAAAAAAUGUAAUACAUACAUAAAAAAAUCCUGAUAAUAAAGACAUUUUUUGGGGGGGUAAAAAAACAAACUACUCUUGCAUUGUCUCCCAUUAGAUAGUUUUUAAACUGUCCAUAAUGUACAUGAAUACAUACUGCAGUAACCUGACUUGUUGACAAUUCUAGGAUGAUAUUUACAAAAUAAAAUGAAAAUGAAAAAUCCCGACCAUGAAGCUAUUUUGUAAAAACCAAAGUGACUUGUCCACCCUGCCAGCACGCCUCAUCAGACGUGGAGAAGAUGGUCCUGGGGAACAAAUGUGACAUGGCGGACAGGAGACAGGUGUCCAAAGACCGAGGAGAGAAGCUGGCUAUCGACUAUGGGGUCAAGUUCUUUGAGACCAGUGCCAAGACCAGUCUAAACGUGGAGGAGGUAGGUCAAUAUUUGAAUAUUUCUGCUUCUUUAAACACUGACUGCUGUGUUGUCAUGGCGACCAGGCCUUUUACAGCAUGGGGAGAGACAUCCUGCACAAUCUCAGCUCCAAGACAACGGACAACAACGGCGGAGCGUCAGGUGACUCACUCAAGUGUCCGGGCGCCUUUUGCUCCUCCGGGUGGGCUUGUGCCCCUCGUCGGGCGUCAGCUGAUGUCACGGCAAGGAGGCGGGGCCUCGCUGAGCCUCAACGUUCAGUCCGCUGUGGGCCGGCCCGACCCAAAGAUGCUCCGCGAGGAAGCCCAAAACGUGCUGGUGGCCAUUGUUUGUGUUCUAGAACACCUCUGUUUUUUUUUUAAAGUAGCAAACCUUCAUUUUCUUAUUAAGGGAGGGAAUCUUUGGGCGCGUAACGAUUGGAUCCAAUUCUGAUUUCUGGGGUGACGAUUCCAUUGAGAAUCGAUUCUCCAUUCAAACAGUUUUUUGCAUUGCAUUAUUUAAUAUAAUUAUAUUGACACUUUUUGAGAAUCGAUUCUCCAUUCAAACAGUUUUUUUGCAUUGCAUUAUUUAAUAUAAUUAUAUUGACACUUUUUCAAAACAGGUUACAGCUUAGAAAACAUAUUUCUGGUUGCAUGGAGAUGGCCUGAAAUUGUUUUUAUUUUAUUUAUUUAUUUAAAUCUAUUUUUGAAAAUUAUGAAUCCAUUUAAAAUCAGGAUGAAUAAGAAUCCCGAUUCAGAUGUGAAUCGAUUUUUUGUGCAUCUCUAGGAUAUAAUAAUAUAUUUAAAUGCAUUAUAUAUUUUCAUAUAUAUAUACAUGUAGCUACGAAGCAGGUGUUAAAGUGAAGGCGUACAUCAGCCAGUCUAGAGACGACGUGGCAGGCAAAGUAAAUGUAUUAUAAUAUAUUUAAAAAUAUUAUACCAUAUAUUAGGGGUGCACUAAAAAAUCGAUUCACAUCCAAAUCACAAUUUUUAUUCAUCCCGAUUUUAAAUUUUCUCAAAACGCACCUCUUCAGAUUUGCUUUUAACCUGUGAUUAGUGUUCUGUGUCUUGUAAAUGUCCAGUGUUAUGUAUUUUACAAUAUACUGUUUUUAUAUUAUUACUUUGAACUGUUUUAUAUUUUAAUUUUUAUCCUGUUAAGCGUCUUUGAGUACUCUGAAAAACGCUACACCAAAUAAAA
This is a messenger RNA of Nerophis lumbriciformis (worm pipefish), 3134 nucleotides long. NCBI's taxonomy places the organism in Eukaryota, Metazoa, Chordata, Actinopteri, Syngnathiformes, Syngnathidae. The record is from RefSeq and is a predicted model, not a curated record.